AUGGACGGAAGCGAGAGAGAUGGAAUAGCAACAGACGGAGCUGCCACAGACGGGAUCGAGAGGGACGGCAGCGCAAUUGAUGGUACCGAGAGAGACGGGAGUGAGAGAGCCGGAAGGGCAAUCGAUGGUACUGAGAGGGACGGCAGGGAGAGAGACGGUAGUGAGAGAGUCGGCAGUGCGAUUGAAGGAGCUGACACAGAUGGUACCGAGAGUGCCGGAAGAGCAAUCGAGGGGACCGAAAGGGAUGGCAGCGAGAGAGACGGAAUAGAGAGCGACGGCAGCGCAAUCGAUGGUACCGAAAGGGACGGAAGUGCCACAGAUGGGACCGAAAGGGAUGGCAGCGAGAGAGACGGCAGUGAGAGAGACGGGACCGCAAUAGACGGGGCCGAGAGAGACGGCGCUGCCACAGAUGGGAUCGAUAGAGCCGGAAGGGCAAUCGAUGGUACUGAGAGGGACGGCAGUGAGAGAGACGGCAGUGAGAGAGUCGGCAGUGAGAGAGUCGGCAGUGCGAUUGAAGGAGCCGACACAGAUGGUACCGAGAGAGCCGGAAGUGCCACAGAUGGGACCGAAAGGGAUGGCAGCGAGAGAGACGGAAUAGAGAGCGACGGCAGCGCAAUCGAUGGUACCGAAAGGGACGGCAGUGAGAGAGACGGGACCGAAAGGGACGGCAGUGCGAUUGAAGGAACCGACACAGAUGGUACCGAGAGCGACGGCAGCGCAAUUGAUGGUACUGAAAGGGACGGCAGUGAGAGAGACGGCAGUGCGAUUGAAGGAGCCGACAAAGAUGGUACCGAGAGAGCCGGAAGUGCCACAGAUGGGACCGAAAGGGACGGCAGUGAGAGAGACGGCAGUGAGAGAGUCGGCAGUGCGAUUGAAGGAACCGACACAGAUGGUACCGAGAGCGAUGGCAGCGCAAUCGAUGGUACCGAUAUAGACGGAAGCGAUAGAGACGGAAGGGCGUUAGACUGGACUGAGUUUGAGGAGGCAGCCGAAGAGGCCUUCGUAGUAGACGCCGUCGCCCGAGACGGGACAGAGAUAGACGGAAUCGAGAUGGCUGGGAGAGAAAUCGAGGGAACCGAUAGAGCCGGGAUAACGACUGCUGGAAAUCCUAUUGGCGGGGGUGAAAUCGUAAUAGGCUGA
Molecule: messenger RNA, 1140 nt
Organism: Colletotrichum spaethianum
Lineage: Eukaryota; Fungi; Ascomycota; Sordariomycetes; Glomerellales; Glomerellaceae
Product: ribosome-interacting GTPase 1
Exons: 1
Coding region: 1-1140 (379 amino acids)
Source: RefSeq, a predicted model, not a curated record